Molecule: messenger RNA, 768 nt
Organism: Teleopsis dalmanni
Lineage: Eukaryota; Metazoa; Arthropoda; Insecta; Diptera; Diopsidae
Gene: MrgBP
Product: MRG/MORF4L-binding protein
Exons: 2
Coding region: 48-653 (201 amino acids)
Biological process (GO): regulation of transcription by RNA polymerase II
Cellular component (GO): NuA4 histone acetyltransferase complex; nucleus
Source: RefSeq, a predicted model, not a curated record
ACAGAAACAGAAAACAAAUGUUUUUUGUGAUUUAGGAAGUAUUUAACAUGUCAACUGUAAAAGAGAGAGUUAAUGCUCCAGGAAAUUCUACCCAAGAUCUGAACGAAUGGACUACGGAGGACGAAGUUCAACUAAUUUUGGCUUUAGCCGACUUAAAGCCAGUUGGUAUAAAUAAACAUUUUUAUAUGGCUGUUAUUGCUGAGAGAUUAUCAAAUGCGCUUAACAGAGAAAUACCGACUGAAAGCAUAUGGUCUCAUUUGCAUACAUUGUAUAACUUAGAAAUGCUUGAUGAAUUGGAAUCUUUACCAUUUCCUAAUGAAGAACAAGAAUUUUCAUUACCAGAAGACGAAUAUGGAUUAUUAAUAUCAAAGAAGAAGGAAGAGUCUGAGGAAAAACGAUUAUGUUUUGACGUGCCAGCAAUCAAUCGACCCUCUAUUAUUGCUGUCGCUACAGACAAUGGUUCCAAAGAAAAAUCAUCACCAAAACCAAUUGUUACUCAAACUAUAAAGGACCUAGAUAAAAAAUUUACAACAAAAUUAUUAGAAGUUCCUAAACGGAGCAUGAAACGCACAAGAGGUUCUUCAAGUUUUGAGUCAAUUAGCCCAUCAACUACGCCUCCUCCAGUUAACAACAGUAAGCGUCGGCGUAUAUAAAAUCAAGAAUAUAGUGUUAAAGUUUUUAUAUAUUAAAAUACUUCAUAUAUAAGUCUCAUUAUAACAAAAAAUUACUAAUUUUGUCUUAUUCUGUCACUUGUAUAACAUGUUAUAU